GGCGCGCGGCUCCCGCGCUCGGGGCUCGGCCGGGGAGGCCCCGACUUGGCGUCCGGGCCGGGCGGGCCGGGCCGGGCCGGGGGGCCGCCGCCAGCAUGUCGCCAGCGGCGCCCGACGCGCCCGCCGAGAUGUUCCGCGACGUCAAGUUCUACGUGGUGGGCGACGUGGACCCGCAGGUCCUGCAGCUCCUGAAAGCGGGGAAGGCCAAGGAGGUGUCCUACAACGCUCUGGCCUCGCACAUCAUCUCUGAAGACGGGGACAACCCCGAGGUUGGCGAGGCACGGGAGGUCUUUGACUUGCCUGUGGUGAAGCCUUCUUGGGUAACGCUGUCUGUCCAGUGUGGAGCGCUUCUGCCAGCGAGCGGCUUCUCUCCUGAGUCGGGCCAGGUGUUCUCUGGAGUUGCUGCCUGCCUCUCUCAGGUGUCGGCUGAGGACAGAAGUGCCCUGUGGGCUUUGCUCACCUUCUACGGGGGGGCCUGUCAACUGGCGCUCACCAAGAGAUGCACGCACCUGGUGGUCCCGGAACCCAAGGGGGAGAAGUACGAGUGCGCCCUGAGGAGGGCGAGUGUGAAGGUCGUCACCCCCGACUGGGUCCUGGACUGCGUGUCUGAGAAAUCCAGGAAGGACGAAGCUUCCUACCACCCCCGUCUCAUCGUUUACGAGGAGGAGGAGGAGGAGGAGGAAGACGACGAAGAAGAAGAGGAGGAGGAGGAGGCAGAGAACGACGGUAGCACGGAUGAGAAGUCGAGCGCAGUCAGCUCUCGGGAAGGGUCCCCAGCCAGUGGCAGGCACUUCUCCCCACCAGGGCCCCCCAAGAAGGGGCAGGAGAAGGAGGAGCUGAUGUUCGAUGACUCCUCAGACUCAUCCCCUGAGAAGCAGGAGCGGAACCUGAACUGGACACCGGCCGAAAUCCCACAGGUGGCCACCGCCAAGCGCCGGCUGGUCCCGGGGAAGGAGCCAGGGCUCAUCAACCUGUGUGCCAAUGUGCCGCCUGUGCCCGGGGGUGCCCUGCCCCCGGAUGGCCGACCCGGCCUGCUGGCUCCAGGACAGGCGCUGCAAGGUGCCGAGCGCCCCGACCUAAUAUCCUCGUGGAGCCCCACAGCACGCACCCUGCGCAACAUCACCAACAGCACCGAAGUACAGCCCGGCGGCCGGCCGCCCAAUGUGGCGCAGAUCUUGCAGUCCCUUUCGGCACCGACCAAGAGUGUGGAGCAGCAGCUGGGCCACGGCCAGCCCGGCCAUGGGGGUGCCAAUGCCCUGCUCUUCGGCCCAGCCAAGGGAGCCCCCGAGCCCCACCUGCCUCCGCCGCCACCGCCUGUGUUGCACCUGCCCCCCCAGCAGCUCUUGCAGCCACCCUUCGCCCCGCCACAGGCCCACACCUUCUCUGCACAGCUGCCGCAGGCCCACACCUUCCCUCCGCAGCCGCUGCAUCGGCCCCUGCAGCAGCACCAACUGCAACACCAGCUGCAGCUGCAGCAGCUACAGCAGCAGCAGCAGCAUCAGCAUCUCCGCCUGCACACACCACAGACGCACCUGCAGGCGCACCCUCAGACACAUCCACCGCUACCUGCUGUGCCUGGCCCACAGCCCCUGAGCCAGCCCUCGCCGGCCCUGCCGCCCCAGCCACUGGUCCCGCACCAGGCCCAGCCACACCAGCUCUUUGGCCACGACCCAGCCGUGGAGAUUCCAGAGGGUGGUUUCCUGCUGGGCUGCGUGUUCGCCAUUGCAGAUUAUCACGAGCAGAUGUCAGAUAAGCAGCUCCUGGCCACCUGGAAAAAGAUAAUCCAGGCGCACGGUGGCAUGGUGGACCCUGCCUUCUCCAGUCGCUGCACUCACCUGUUGUGUGAGAGCCAAGUCAGCAGCACCUAUGCCCAGGCCAUCCGGGAGCGCAAGCGCUGUGUCACAGCUCACUGGCUCAACAGCGUGCUCAAGAGGAGGAGGAUGGUGCCGCCCCACCGAACCCUGCACUUCCCUGUGGCCUUCCCGCCCGGGGGCAAGCCCUGUGCCCAGCAUAUCAUCUCAGUGACGGGCUUUGUGGACAGUGACAGAGACGAGCUGAAGCUCAUGGCUUACCUGGCAGGUGCCAAGUACACGGGCUACCUGUGCCGCAGCAACACUGUUCUCAUCUGCAAGGAACCAGUUGGCCUGAAGUACGAAAAGGCGCGGGAGUGGCGCAUCCCGUGCGUGAACGUGCAGUGGCUCAGUGACAUCCUGCUGGGGAACCUUGAGGCGCUACGGCAGGCCCAGUGCAGCCGCUACUCGGUUUUCAACCUGCCUGACCCCUUCGCACCUGCGCCACCACUGGUCUUCAGCCUGUUGGAUGCUUGGCGGGUUCCGGUCAAGGUGUCGGCGGAGUUGCUGAUGGGCCUGAGACCCUUCCCGAAGCUGAAACAGAACGAAGUGACAGCUGUCCAGCCCUCGUCCAAGAGAGCCAGGAUUGAGGACAUCCCGCCUCCCACUAAGAAGCUCACCCCAGAACUCACACCCUUCGUGCUGUUCACCGGCUUUGAGCCUGUCCAAGUACAGCAGUAUGUCAAGAAGCUCUACAUCCUGGGGGGCGAGGUGGCUGAGUCUGUGCAGAAGUGCACCCACCUCAUUGCCAGCAAAGUGACGCGCACUGUCAAGUUCCUGACUGCAGUCUCGGUGGUUCGGCACAUCGUGACACCAGAGUGGCUUGAGGAGGGCUUCAAGUGCCAGAAGUUUAUCGAUGAGCAGAGCUAUCUUCUCCGAGAUGCUGAGGCUGAGGUGCUCUUCUCCUUCAGCCUGGAGGAAUCGCUGAAGAGGGCGCGCAUGGCCCCCCUCUUCAAGGCCAAGUACUUCUACAUCACACCGGGCAUCUGCCCAAGUCUGUCCACCAUGAAGGCCAUCGUGGAGUGUGCGGGCGGCAAGGUCCUGCCCCGGCAGCCGUCCUUCCGCAAGCUGGUGGAGCACAAGCACAACAAGAGCCUAUCCGAGAUCAUCGUCAUCUCCUGCGAGAAUGACCUCCACCUGUGCCGAGAGUACUUUGCUCGAGGAAUAGAUGUGCACAAUGCUGAGUUCGUGCUCACAGGGGUGCUCACGCAGACACUGGACUAUGACUCAUAUAAAUUCCACUGACUGGAGGACCUGCGCGGGUGGCCCCGAGCCUGCGCAGCCUUGUUUUCCUGCACUGUCUCAGACAAUGAGCCUGGAAGCAGGAGAACAGAUCUAUUAAUUAAAUCGGCUGCAUCUGAAGAGGUGUGAUUUUUACCUGAGGAACAUAAAUUAUGUUUUGUAUGAUAGGACUGGACGAGCCCACGUUCAGUUUGAUUCAUUUUGCCGGGUUUUUCAAUGUUUUCAUGACACUGUUAAAGGAACUUCAGCUACAGAUAAAAUGUGUAAAUAAAAGCCUGAUAUCUCUAUAAAUUAUGGAUGUGAAAAUUUGGAACAUUUUGUACUUUAUUUUGAUUUCUUAAAAGUUUUUUUUAUAUUGUUAUCUUGCGCACAUUUGAAAUAAAUGUACUUUUUGCACUUAGAAUUGAAUAA
Suncus etruscus (white-toothed pygmy shrew) is the source of this 3503-nucleotide messenger RNA. It is a transcript of the gene PAXIP1, whose product is annotated as PAX interacting protein 1. Bases 96 to 3095 code for a protein of 999 amino acids. NCBI's taxonomy places the organism in Eukaryota, Metazoa, Chordata, Mammalia, Eulipotyphla, Soricidae. The record is from RefSeq and is a predicted model, not a curated record. The transcript is spliced from 21 exons. Gene Ontology annotation, biological process: positive regulation of transcription initiation by RNA polymerase II. Gene Ontology annotation, cellular component: nucleus.